Molecule: messenger RNA, 769 nt
Organism: Myripristis murdjan (pinecone soldierfish)
Lineage: Eukaryota; Metazoa; Chordata; Actinopteri; Holocentriformes; Holocentridae
Gene: pglyrp5
Product: peptidoglycan recognition protein 5
Exons: 4
Coding region: 139-633 (164 amino acids)
Biological process (GO): peptidoglycan catabolic process; innate immune response
Molecular function (GO): zinc ion binding; peptidoglycan binding; N-acetylmuramoyl-L-alanine amidase activity
Source: RefSeq, a predicted model, not a curated record
UGCACCAGGAAAGUACAGAGAUAAAUGACCACACCCUCUGAAGCAAGCAGGUUCUUUGACAAGUCAGCGGUUAUAUAAGCACUUGAAUACUUUGCCACUGGUCCGUCAACUAAAUCAGAGGCAGCUGUGUACAGAGUCAUGGCCGAAACAGUGAACGUAGUUUCCCGACAGCAGUGGGGGGCAGUGGCCCCUCACUACAGGGACACCAUGAAAGACCCUGCCAAGAGAGUUGUCAUACACCACACGGCUAUAACAAGCCAGAAGGGCUCUAAAGAGUGUAUGGCACAGCUCGUCAGCAUACAGAGGACACACAUCACAGAAAGGAAGUUCGAUGACAUUGGAUACAAUUUUCUUGUUGCACAGGAUGGGACAGUGUAUGAGGGCCGUGGCUGGGGUGUGGUAGGAGCACAUGCCAAAUCCAACAAUCAUGACUCUGUAGGCAUCGCUCUGAUGGGCAAUUACAACAAUGAGACACCAAGCUCAGAGGCAUUAUCAUCGGUCAAAAAGCUCCUGCAGUCUGGGGUUUCCCAGAAGCACUUGAAGCCAGAGUUUGUCCUGCUAGGGCACAAAGACCUGGGAAAGACAGAAUGUCCUGGAGAGAAACUGUAUGCAUGUCUGAAGAAUCUCACAUGAGGUGUCACAAAGGAUUAUUUUAGCACCAGCUCCACUUCCACACAAACCUUCACCUAUUCUGUGUAGCCGAUGACAAAGAGCCUCUGUUUAUGAAAACCACAUUGUGGUGUGAAUAAAAUUUCAUGAUGAAAGAGAA